Porites evermanni is the source of this 19477-nucleotide messenger RNA. The record is from the annotation of a GenBank genome assembly. Lineage: Eukaryota; Metazoa; Cnidaria; Anthozoa; Scleractinia; Poritidae.
AUGUCUCAGAAAGAGUUUGCUUCGGUUGUUGUGGAUUGUGAAAUUCUGACUAAAAAAGAGAUUGGUUUGAUGAUGAAACACUACAGUGGUGUCAGUUUAGAGUCUUCUUUACCAUUCAUGCAUUCCCCAAGACAGUCUAGACUUCGAGUUUACAGAUUUACAAAACUAAGCCCGCCAGAUAUGCCUAAUGGUUCAUGGCACUACACUCGUGGUAAAGCUGAUGCGCUCAAUCUAACCGUCAGUAAACCUGUCAAGUUACAUGGAGUGCAGCAUUUUGGCAGUGAAGAUAAUGAAUACACAGUUUCAUUAGAAGUGAAAGAUGUGGCAAAGGGUCUUUCUCUGGUAAAACUGAAGGACACAUAUUCCUCCGAGAAAGAUGAGACAAAUGGUUACCAUGGAUUUGAUGUCAUGUUUGAUCACCCUGUUUGCCUUGAGCAAGGUAAAACGUAUGAGAUUGUAUCACGUAUCAAAGGCCCGUCAUCGUGGCGUGUGAUACAAGGUAAAAACUCAGACGAAAUUGAAGGAAUCCAGUUUUCAUUUAGCAGUCCAGCUUCUUCUGGGAAUGGAACUGAUGUUAGAAUUGGCCAGUUUCCUUCAUUUAUCUUCAGCAGUAUGUCGUUUAAUUCUUAACUGACGAUAAUGAUGAUUGUGGUACGCCGCGGAUUUUUUUAUUGAAGGAAUAACUAGUCAAAAAUAUACUAAACAAUUUUCUUAUGGCACUCCUAGGCCACCAUACUAGUCUGCAAGACACAGCCGUUUUUAGUGUCGUCACGCAACGCUCCUCCCCACUAACACUUAAACAGCACUCCCCACUAAGUGGGGAGGAGCAUUGCGUGACGACACUAAAAAACGGCUGUGUAGCAGACUAGGGAAUAACCUGAUCAAACAAGCAGUGCUGUCAACUCUCCUGGAUAAUCCGGGAGACUCGAGAUUUUGGACCGUAUCUCCCGGUCACCAGAUUAGCGUCUGAUAUCUCCCGGAUAGUCGCUAAAGGUGCUAUUUCUUGUAGACUCGACUUUCCGACCAUAAAAUUUGAAAUAUUUUUCGUUGUUUGAGUUACUGUUAACAUGGAACGUUUCCUCAUAGAUUAUGGGAUGCCAUAAUUUAAGCAAUAACGUGGCUAAAUAUGAACUGUUUAUGUGCUAUAUACGCCGAUUGCAAUCAACAAGCAUUUUUGGCACAAAUGACGUCAUUUGUCGUGCGAUGUGACGUCAUCUAUCAUUCCUUCCCUAUCAAUUCUCAAUAUUUGAUGACGUGGGGGAAUGAACAAGCCAGAGUCUUUUUAGAAGUAACGAAUCAUAUUCCCUACUACCUGUUGUUAGGGUUAGGAGGCUGAAUGCUGUCGACACACUGGUAGCUGAACUGGAAUGAUUUGCCAAGCAAAACAAAUAUAGAGCUACUUCGCAUGUUAGUUCUUAGUAAGACUUCGGACUCCUUUCACGUUUUAUUUAUUUGAGUUAAAUUAGUGAAGAAUGAAAUAGUCAUACACCGAAAAAUUAAAUAGAGAAAUUUAUUAGUGGCACUUACUCAAUUCCUCAUUUUUAACUCCUUGGUUUUACAAAGAUAAGCAGUUUUUUUUUUAUCCAGUAAGCUAAGUAAUAGUGAAAAGAGAUUUUUAAAAGCGAUUUUGAAUUUUAUUGACUAAAUGAGAUAAAAUGCGGCAACCGAUUUAAAUCAUUCUCAUCUGCACCUGUUGGCAGUUUGUAGUAACUGAUAUGAGUUAUUAGGUAUUGAGAGAGAGACUUUAUGGAAGGAGCCAGGUUUAUCAUUGGCCGGACGGCGUACCGUGAAUAAUCAUGCUGACAAUGUAACGUUGAAAUAGUAUUUACGGCACUGACUUGGUCAUGUAUUUGUUAUCAAUUAAGGUUUUUCUUUACCUUACUUUGCAACUGCCUAGACAUAAAACACUGAGUCCAAAAGCCGUCACUAACAACACACAGUCACCAGGCUCGUAGCCAGGUUUUUUUUACGGAGAGAUGCGAUCCAACGAUGAUACGGACCAAACAAGGCCGAAGGCUCCAGUUCUUUAGGUAAGGGGGAAUUAUAUUGGUUGUCCUGAGACUGCAUUUCGGGCGUUUCGAAGGGGGUAUGAUAAGAAAACAGACAGCUGAAAGCGAAACGUGGAUAUAUUUCAAAAAUUUUGAACUUCUAAGUUGCUUUUUAUGCUAAAGCGACUCUACUUAUGUACGUAUUCUUAAAUUUGAUUAUGGCCAUCGCAAUGACACAAUUUAAAAGGAAGGAAUAGAAGGAAAAUUGUGAAUCUGAUUAUUUACUAGUUUUGGCGCUGCCAUGAUCUUUCCGCGCAGUAAUAGUGUGCCAAGUUGGGGGCUUCUUAGCCAACGUAUCAACGACUUCUUCCACAUCAACGUCUGUUAGAUGGUACACGCGAGUCUUAUUUCCCUAGUUACAUGAAACUAGAGAAAUCUGACCGUGAUAGCACGCUGAAGGGCCACUCCCGCUCUGCGUCCUCUUCCCGCACCAAUACCCACCGCGGCCACAUACUGUGCGUUUCCAUUUUCCUCACCUCCGUCUUAAGGUGGCUCGAUACAGUUUUUCAAGGUCAAUACCUCUCAAGUUUGAGCAUAAACUACGUCGCAAUAAACAAAUUUUUGGAAAAAUUUCAACCAGAGUGGUAUUAGAUAAAGAUGAAAAUUUGUUAUGAUCAGUGUUGCAACGGCAUCGGAGUUGUCAUAGCAACGAAAUGACGCUAUUGCCUAUUAUACUUGCAGCAGUAUAUCUCGGCACUGGGAACUGUUCUUCGAAAAUCAUUUACGGGAGCUUUUUUCUCCAAUAGCAGCCUCGAUGUUCGUGAAGUUUAAGGAAAAUCGGUAAGAGCGUUAUCGAAAUAUUUUGGGAUAAUGUUUUUAUUGUAAGAAACACAGUAAAAAGAAGACAAUAUUGUUGUUUGGCCGUUAUUUGUAGAAAAUGAAGCGCUUUUGACAGGCAAUUUCACCUCAUAGUAGUUUCAAUCUUUUUAAAAGCGUGUGUGAAAGAUCAUGGGAGAUAGCUCCAGCCGAUUGCUAGAAAGAAGGGUUUGAUUAGUAUGUAUCGAAGCGCUCUUGUUAGCGGUUUUGUAAACAUUUUGGUCUUGUUUAACAAAUUAGCGAAUAAUUUUUAAACCGCUCGAUAGAUUUUUUAAAAAUUAAAGAUUCUUGAGAUUAACCUUCCUUUUAUAUGACCUUUUAGUCUCAAGAUUAUUGAUAUGUUGUAAGGCAGAAAAAUAAGGGCUACAAUUGGUUACUUUUUUAUCGGAAGUUUCGUCAUUACAAGUGAAAGCCUCUAAUUAUUCAAGGCAUUGUCUCCAAGUUUCAUUUUCACGUGAACAGCAGUAACUAACAAUGCAUUUGAAAUAUGCAAAAAUGCUAGCUUUUGUUGUGCACGAAAAUAUGAAACUUGGACACAAUACCUUGAAUAAUGAGAGGCUCACACUUGUAAACACAAAAUUUCUGCCAAAAUAUUAGCGAAUUGUAGCCCUUAUUUUACUGCCUUACAAUAUAUCAAUAAUCUUGAAACUAAAAGAGCAUAUAAAAGGAAGGUUAAUCUCAAGAAUCUUAAAUUUCUAAAAAAAUCUAUCGAGCGGUUUACAAAUUAUUCGCUAAUUUGUUAAAGUAGACCGAAAUGUUCAAAAAACCGCUAACUAGAACGCCUCGAUACAUACUAAUCAAAUCCUUCUUUCUAGCAAACGGCUGGAGCUAUCUCCUUGAUCUUUCACACACGUUUUUAAAAAGACUGAAACUAUUAUUAUGUCAAAAGCGCUUCGUUUUCUACAGAUAACAGCCGAACACCAAGAUUGCCCAUUUUUUACAGUAUUUCUAACCACAAAAUCUUUAUCCCAAAAUAUCUCGAUAACGCUCUUACAGAUUUCGCUUAAACUUCACGAGCAUCGAGUCUGCUAUUGGAGGAAAAAACUCCCGUGAAUGAUUUUCGAAGAACAGUUCCCAGUGCCGAGAUAUACUUUGCAAGUAAAAUAGGUAAUAGCGUCAGUUCGUUGCUAUGACAACUCUGAUGCCGUUGCAACCCUGAUCAUAACAAAUUUCAUCUUCAUCUAAUACAACUGUGGUGGCAAUUUUUCCAAAACUUUGUUUAUGGCGACGUAGUUUAUGCUCAAAUUUGGGAGGUAUUGGCCCUGAAAAACUGUAUCGAGCCACCUUAAAAUGUGUGCGACAUUGGUACAUAGCAUUUUACCGCGUUCUUCUUUAUUGUGCUCGUUCGAGUUUUGAUGAGAGUUAGUUUAAUUGAUAUACGUUUAUUAGCCAAAAAGCAUUUUUAAAUGUGGCAGAUUUUUCAGUAAUCUCUAACUUUAGGAUUUAUCUUCAAAAUUUUUGAAUAAAGAACGGCUGGGUUCUGAUAAUUGUCUGCAGCUGAAAAAUAUUUGUUAAUGGCACUUUCAGCUUCUUUUUGAGACGUAGACAAAAUCUUGCGGCGGCUUCGAUCUCUUCUUAUUCUCUUCGGCCCAUUUUCUCGCGAACUAUGUUAAAAACUGUUCAACUGUGGCAAAAUUGAAAACGAUUUUUCAAUAAUUGUAGGCACAGUAUCGCCAAAUCACUUGGUUUUUCAUCGUUGGUCAACAAAAAAGUGGACCUCCGAAGCCUGUAGGCUGGGGGUGCGUGCCCACCCGUCGCACCCCGCUUCCUUCGGGCCUGUCACUCACUUGUAUCGCAUGUACUAGUUAACCAUUGAAAACUUCAAAAGGAAUCUUUACCGAUAUUUUCAUGAGACAACGCAGCCCUGAGAAAGAUCAUUGUUUAGAAUGUUAGCCUCGUUAAAGUUGUCGUUUACCAUUGGACCUAUGGGUAUUAAUUAGAAUGUUAGCCUCGCUUAAGCUGAGGUUUUCUUUCAGUGCCAGUCGUGUACUAGAUUUGGCCGCAUCUGAAAACUGUCAAACCGUAACUCAUACCUCGUCUCGGCGUGUUGGUUGUGCCAUAAAUUUCAACAACUUAAUGCAAGCCCGCAAUCGGUUUAACGAAUCUCCAAGCAAGAGGAAUUUUUAUGUUAUUGAGUAGACUACACUGAGGCUACACCGAACAGAGUUUCGUACCGACACCUCUCCCGAUCUUUGAGUCUCCACUUUAGAGAUCGGCGUGGCUCAUCAGCUUUCCUCCGUUGCAGAAAUUUGCGCCGAAAUCACUGUUCCCAAGUGUGAACAGAAGCCCUAUCCGCUAUGGUUUUUGUGCUGGCACAAAAGGAUGUAGUUGAUGAACAUAGCUAAGUCAACUAUGCCGGCUGAGACUAGAGAUCUUCGGAAUAUUUGCGCGAACCCCACGGGAUGGCCGGAUACAUUUUGAUUCAAGCAAUUAGCUGCAGGUUGUACCAGCGACUUAACUCUCAGAAAUUAUAUGAUUCAGAGCAGUUUUGCACUGCUACGUCUUUGGAUGUAUGGAAGACGCUGUCGUUUCAUUUAAAUUUUCUUGAUCGAUAUAUAACAAGUAAAACCAGAGCCAGCUGUGAGUUUUAGCAAUUUUUAUCUAACUCCUUCUGAUUACUGCAGUGGAUUGGUCUGCCGUAAACUACGAGCAAUUUUCUUAUUUUCUUUACCGUUAGUCAGGGUGGCACGCGUAAAGGGUAACCAGUGAAUUUGUAAACUUAAUUCUUUUCAGGUUGUUGCCCUCGUUUCUCGCGUGAUACGCAAAAAUAAGGGAAUGCUAGGAUCCUAGAUUGUCUGUGUUUUUUAUGGGUGUGCGCCCGAACAGCUUGGGCGUGACUUUAUAGGCUCAAAAUCAGUCUGGACUUCAUACAUCACACUAAAAUCUCUUAAAAUCCUCAUGAUUCACCAACACACAUUUGCAUGAAACGGUCAGUCUGAAGGGACAAAAACUUAACACCUUGCUGGAUGGCAAACGACGCACUAGGGCAAGAAAAACAAAGAGAUUACAUUACAGCAAAACCCCGCCGUACGGCCAUCUAGCUGUGCGGUCACCCGUUAAUACGGCCAAUUUUUUUAUGACCCAUUGGUGACCGUAUAAUGAACGGGAUUCCACUGUAUUAUCCAAAUAGCUAUUAUCUUUUCUUUUCAAGGUUCCACUGGGUUGUAUGUCCUCUAGUCUGCUACACAACCGUUUUUAGUGUCGUCACGUAACGCUCCUCCCUUUGUGUGGAGGAGCGUUGCGUGACGACACUAAACACGGCUGUACAUGUGUAGCAGACUAUAUGCCCUCCAGCAAGGUUUUUUCUACCAUGUGACCGUUUCGUGCAAAGGGCCCACUAACGUGAUUGGUUGAAGAUUGCGAAAAUUCUCAUGCGUGCACGGGAUGAGUAAAACUUGGACAUAAGUAUUUGGCAAAUUUACAGUCUAGUCCGAGUUUGCUAAUAAGAAUGUUAGGUAACAACCCCUUAGCUGCUAAAGAUGCAACUUUUAAUCUUCAGUGAUGAGCAAAGCCGUAUCAAAGGUUAUAAUGGGCUUCGGCUUCUUAUUGAGAAAUAUGGUUAAAAAGUUCUAAUGUUUAUCCGUGAAGGGAUUGUUUUCCUGAGUAGUGAUUAAAGGGACUCUCUUGAAGAAUUUAGAAGAUGGUAAGUCAAGGAAGUACUCUUUGCGAGGAAAGCUUAUAAGACAGCGUUUGUUUGUCAGUCCACCAGUCCAACCGAACCUGGGGUCAAUUCCAUAAAACUUCUACAAGUGUAAUUUACAAGUGUAACUAUUGUUUUGAGACCCUAAAACAAUGGCUACACUUGUAAAUUACAGUUGUAAAAGUUUUACUAAAUUGACCCCUGAGCAUUUGUAAAACUUUUACAAGUGUAAUAUUCAAGUGUUUUUAGAGCCUGGAAACAAAAGCUACCCUUGCAAAUUACUUGUAAAAGUGUUAUUAAGUUGACCCCAGGCAUAGCCUGCGUGGCAGGGGCAAAAAUGGGAGAGGUGAGGAUAUUGAGAGAAGCGCGAAGGCUAAAACACACACUCAAACGAAGAAUGAGAUACCUGUGGCAAACCCGCGAGAGCCAUGGGCACUAGAAAGCGAUAACCUUAACCUCAACCUUAACCUGGGGACGAGGUCUGAUCGAAGGUAGCCUGAGAUCAUGCCCUCUCCCUAUUAUCCCUUUAUGUCUCUCACGGGAAGAGGGCAUGAUACAUUUCUUUGUCGGAUCACAUGUAAAAAAGCCAGAAUCUGGACUUUUCCCUGAUUGGAUAGGAAACAAUACGAAUGAUUUGCGCUGUUCCGAUUGGCCAAAAUGCCGCCAUCCGUUAGUUGUUGUUGAUUUCAGUCUGCAUUUUUGCUUGCGUAAUGAGCAGUGAAUACGCACGCGAGUUCGUUAUGAAAUUUCUGCCGGCUCAGUUUUCUUGAAUUUGAAGAAUGCCUAAAAAGAAAUUUCAUCCAUUGAAAUAUUUUCCAUCUCAUCGUUUACACCGAUCAUUUGAAUGCAAUUUGAUACCGGCUACAAGUUACUGAAGCGACAAACGGGUUCACUUUUCAAAUAAUGAAUUCAUGAAUGGAAUCUUGACCCGACUUGACUGUAAUUCUUCCUUCAGCAGAAACCUGCGAAUUAUUCUGAACGAUCUUCGCUUUGACAACACCUUGCAGUUCGUGAAAUAUGGUGCUUCAGCCUAAUUUUUUUUCACUGCUUUUGGUACAGAACGAAGUCAACGAGCUUUAACCAGUAAAUUCUUUAUUAUUUGUAGCUAUUAAUUAAAGGUACGGCAGCUCCAGCUAGCAGUAUUUCAUCACAAAAACAACACAUUAAAAUUUUUUUUUAGGAAGCGCCACCUGAACAUGGACGUACUUAAAAAUUUUCUUUUCCCUAAAAUUGAUUUCAAAACAGACAUUAUUCGCGCCAAAAUUUGAUUCCCGUAUGGUGAACGCUUAUUGGCUAAUAACAUGACAGGUCGAGUAGACGUUAGAUUAUGUAAAUUAGGAGGUGGUUGACGGCUUGUUAAAUAAAUGUAUCAGGCGUUAUUUUUUUCCUUCUCGAGCCAAACAAGCAAAAAAAAAUAAAAUAAAAUAACGCCUGAUCUCAGGUUAGAUCGAAGGUUGAUUGAAGGUGCAAUGGCUUCUUUUCGCUCAUUUGAUGAUAACUGGCAGACUAAGCGCCCAAAUAUCAGCGAGAGAACCAAAUUUAUGUUCAAUAACGAAUUAUUAAGUGAUGUGAAGUUUGUAGUUCCUGCGUCGCACAACCAAAGUGAAAGCCACAAGAGUCGGAAAUGCAUAAUACCAGCUCACAAGUUUGUACUUGCAAUCAGCAGUCCUGUUUUCUAUGCCAUGUUCUACGGUGAAAUGGCAGAGACUGCAGACACUAUUCAACUGCCUGACUGUGAGUAUAAGAGUCUAAGUCUAAGAGUAUAAGAGUACAGCGAUGAAGUGAACUUGAGCGGAAGUAAUGUCAUGCAAGUUCUCUACUUGGCAAAAAAAUAUCUGGUACCUUCACUCGCUGAUAAGUGCACUGAAUUUAUUCGGGAACAUCUAGAUGCGUCGAAUGUGUUUUCCGUUCUGCCUCAAGCUCUGAAAUUUGAGGGCGAAGCCUUGGAAAAACGGUGCUGGGAAAUUAUUGAGAUUCACACCGAGAAUGCUCUGACGUCGGAAGAAUUUGUCACGCUUGAGAGAUCUGCUGUUGAGUCUGUCGUGAAAAGAGAGAGAUUAAAUGUAAAAGAAGUGGAUUUAUUCAUAGCUGUUCAUCGCUGGGCCACCAAAGAAGUUGAAAGACAAGGGGUGACUCCUGAUGGCAAGGUUAAAAGAAGGCUUCUUGGAGAGGAAAUUGUAAAAGCAAUAAGGUUUCCAGUGAUGUCACAGAAGGAGGGGGGCGUAAGGGGGGUCCGAAAACCGCAAAACCGCACAGAAAUACGCCAAAAAACCGCAAACCGCAUCGGAUUUUUUCCCGAAUACCGAAACCGCGCGUACAUGUAGGCCACAAUAUGAAAGCUGACGUCAGCAAGACUUGUGAUAUUUAACAAUUAUUCCACGCGGGCGCGUUGGAUAUGAGAUGAUAGAUAGCCAACGAAGCGCGUAGCGCCGAGUUGGCUAUAAUCAUCUCAUAUCCAACAAGCGCGAGUGGAAUAAUUGUUUUAUUAAAAACGCCCUCAAAAUCUCGUUGAAUCUCCCCGACUAGAACAAACCGGAAAAGACAAGGGACUUCCGCUAUUCACAUGUCACACGUCUAUCAAAACUGUCAACGCGCGAACGGACUCGCCUGGACUCAUGAAUGAAAAAUUUUUUAAAAACUCAUCGGGAUUCUAGGAUUUUACACAGCAUAGCAGCUAAAAAAACCUGGCAGAUAAUGUGAAGAAAAAUAAUAAUUUUAAAGUGACAGCUGUCGAAAUUACUGUGAAUUUGGAUUUUCGGGGCAGUGAUAAAAGUAAGAACAACGGAGAAAAACUAUUACCUCGGUCGCUUGUUAUGAAGUUGUUUGAAGCCACAAGCUGGUUUUGCUGAACGAGAAAAGAAGCUAUACUGCCGCCUCGAUUGCUUUAGUGAAUGGCUGCAUAGCCUGUAUUUGUAGCUGGUUACUUGUGAUUUAUAUUCUUGAUGGCGGAUAAACAAGCCGCAGUUAUCUAUCGGCGAGUGACUCGAUCGGCGAAUGGCUUCGCGAUCAUGAAGAAACAACACUUGUCUUCUUUCGUAGCUGGUCAAGGUACUUUAGUUCCAUGUGUUUUCAUGUGUUUUUCGGCAAACUUUCAAAAAAGCUCUUGUGGCUUUUUUGUUUGUUUUUGUCUUUUUUCUUUCGAUGAAAUUGCAUUUCUUGUAUUCUAAGAAAUGAAUUAAAACAAUUUGCUUCGGGCGCCGUUCUAUCCUUCGCAAAAGAAAAUCUCAGCUAGCUUCCAAUUUUAAACUGUCGCGUACACCGACCAUGUAUGGAGAGCAUGGUAUAAUAGCUCAUAUACCAUAACGGCUAAGCCAAUCAAAAUGCCAGAAUUGUAUUAUCCAAUGAUUCAGUUUUUAAUAAAUUCUGAUAACAUUGUGCGUUAGUAUUAAACAUACCAUCAUAACGCUAACGAUAUAUUGUACUACACUAUUAUACUCUAUUUACUACUAACCAAAUGCCAAGUCAUGUACUUGAACGAGUAUUGAUAUCUCCCUUGACUUUGAAAAAACUCUGUCACUGAUCUGUACUUCUUACAUUGGGUGACUGAUUACUUUGGACGACCCUGUGCUAGUUGUGGAACGCGGAAUAAAUGUUUCUUCUGGAAUUGUGACCGUCUUAUCUCGUAAAAAGUUCACGUUCAGUGGAGAAGACGAUUGUUAAAACGUACAGCUCUUCUGAAAUUCUCCCCUUCCUUUCCUUCUUCAUACAAGAUUGCCACGCAAUUAAUUAUAACGUCCUCUUCGCUUUCAGUUGCGACCUCGACGACCUCAGUUGCCAUUGUCGCGCAUUGAAUCAAAGCAACGAGAACACGAGGCUGUACGGCUGUACGAGCUAACAUCCGGCAUGGAAUUUCACGAAGUCGACGCAUCAUUGGCCAAAACGGUUAAUCACAUUAAGUAUUAACUGGAAAAGGCCGUAAUUGCAAACCACAGAGUUAAAUUGUAAGCUGAUAUAAUGAACCAUGAUGCGUUGUAAAACAAAACACUUGGCUCGCGCCGGAUGCCGACCGUUCUAAAGAGUGUUAUCACCGCAGACACUUUUUUUUUUCACCGAAAACCACGACUUAAAGGUUGUAAUAACCGCAAACCGCUUAGUGGUUUGAAACCGCAAUACCGCGAGUUAAAAUAAAAAUUACCGCAAAACCGCACCAAAAAUAACGCAAAACCGUAUCACCGCAAACCCUUACGCCCCCCUCCAGAAGGAGUUUGCUUCAUUUGUUCUGGAUUGUGACAUUCUGACUAAAAAGGAGAUUGGUUUCAUGAUGAAACAUUUUGGUAAUGUUAGUUUAGGGUCUUCUUUACCGUUCAUAUCUUCCCCUAGAUUAGGGAUUCUGCAUCGAUCUAACAGAUUUGCAAUGUUGAAACCCCCAGAAGCACAUGGUGGUCCCUGGCAGUACUCUGAUAGUGUAGCUGAUGCCCUUCAACUAACUGUUAGUAAACCUGUCACUUUACAUGGUAUACAGCAUUUUGGUUGUAAAGGUGGCAAAUAUACGGUCUCAUUAGAAGUGAAAGAUGUGAGAAGUGGUUGUUCUCUGGUAAAACAAACAGGAACAUAUUCAUCCAAGAAAGAUGAGAAAAAUGGUUACUAUGAAUUCGAUGUCAUGUUUGAUCUUCCUGUUUCCCUUGAGAGGGGCAAAGCGUAUGAGAUUGUAUCUCUCAUCAAGGGUUCAUCAUCGUGGCGUGUGGCUCAAGGAAAAAUUCUUGACAAGGUUCAAGGAAUCCAAUUUUCAUUUAGCACUUCAGCUACCUCUAAAAAUGGAACAAGUGUAAAUGUUGGCCAGUUUCCUUCAUUUAUUUUCAGCAAAAUUUAGUUUAAUUCUAAGAUGACGAUGUUGUUUGAUGUCUGAAGUGGUACUCUUCAAAAUUAAUGUUUCAUUUAGGGAUAAGGGAAAACCUAAUCAAACAAUUCAGAGUCUUUUUUAAGAAAACUGUUUUCUUUACCAAUGCCUAGUUCUUUUUAAUUCUCAGGCUACAGUAAAAACCCAUGAGUAAGAACCUGGAAAUUAAGAACCUGUUAGCCUAAAAUCUGUCAUUUAUACCCCCUACAAAUAAGAACCUGUUUAGCCUAGAAAAUGAAAAACAGGUUCUUAUUUUUUAAAAUCAUAUUGGUGAAAUGCAGCUGUAAAGCUCUGCAAGAAUCCCAUUGUAUAUGUUAAUGUUCUUGAGAGUGGUGGUACUGGUGAUGGAGGGAGGGUGGGGAUGAUUGAAAAAUAAGCUUAUUACCAUCUUCUUUUGUAGCUUGUUUUUUUUAAUUUUUUUUUACAGAAAUAAGAACCUAUUUCAGAACCUAAAAAUAAGAACUUGUGUAGGCUAACUCCACAAAAAAUAGGUUCUUACUUGUGGGUUUUUACUGUACCACCUUUUGUUAGGGGGUUUCCUGGUAGACCAGGAUUGAGGAUCUCUAGCUUUUUUACCCUUUUUUUUAUCUAUUGCUUGAGCAGGGAAAGGAUAGUGGUUGUAUUAACAGGACAUAAGGAAAAAAAGAAUAGUUAAAAAAACACACACUCACACAACAUGUACUAACUCAUGAUCAGAAGAUGACCAGGCCAAGACUGAAGCUUGUCAGUGAAACAGUUUCUGGCAGAAAACACCAUUUGUUUCUAGUAGGGCCAUGAUCUGAGUUCAAAGAUAUAUUUCUUGUCAGAAUAAGUGAGGUUUUACAAUGAUUAAUAAGCUGAACUUAAACACUUUUCAUGACAUCUGAAGAUAUCAGGCCGGCACUGCUGACGAAAACUCAUCUGCAAAGUGGGAAAAACAUAUACAUGUCUUCUUUCCCCGAUUCUUGCUCUGAGGCAAGUUUGUUUUGUAAGUGAAAUCUGCUACAGGUCAUGUGAAAUCUGCGAAGCCUUCAACGAUCAAGAUGGAUUCAUUGUUUUCUUAAAACCAUGUUUUAGUGACUAGGACUGUCAGCAAAUCAACUGAACAUAUGCUACAAAUUAGACAACUUCUCACAUGAUAAAUUUUCAAGAGGGGAUAGGAAGAGAGAGGUUUUACAAGAUAGAGCAGGAACUCAUAAUGGGGUACUGUAUACAGUCCCUUAAUGUUUAUUUGCAUUUAUUUAAAGCUGUUUUUUCUGAAAGGACUGCACUUACUACUAGUUAGCUUUGAUCCUCAAUUUCCGAUUGGUUCCAAUGAUCAGAUUAUGCCCCCCCUUCAAAUGAACCAGGGCAAGCCGCUAGUGAGAUGCAAGAAAUUUAUUGCUUAAUCAACAUCUCCCCCCUCCCUUGAUCUCUGAUCUCUGAUCCUUGAUGCUGGUUUUCCAGGAAACCUUGUUGGUGUUAUAUUAUUAGGUUGUGUUUUAGCAACAAGCAAAAGGAAAAUAGAGGCUUAUUAGAUCCUGAGUAUAAUAAAUUUAUUACAAUAGUAAAAUGACAGACUACGGAGUCCUUUCACAUGAAAAUAGAGACAUUUUAUGGCACCUCUCUUUUAUUGAAUUGCUUUUUGUAAAGAUACCGUAAUCAGUUUUGUAUCCGGUAAACUUAGAGGCGAUUUCAGUUGAAAUUUAUUGAAUAAUUGAAAGAAUGUAAUAAAAUGCAAUCAAUCAAUCAAUCAAUCAACAACUUUAUUUAAGUGUCUAGUCUUCUAGCUUGGCGUCAGGCCUACUAAUCGGGGACACUACUUAAAUAACUUAAUAUAUAGAUUUAGCCAGGGCUAAAAGCGAAGCUCCCAUUAAUAAAUUUAUAUUUUAAAUCAAACAAUAAACUUGUAAUCCACAAAUCAGUUAACUUAAGGGCACAUUCAUGUGACUUUUGAGGGAANUACGUACAGCGACCGAUGGAAAUAUGUCAGUGGUAGCUCUAAAUCUGGAGAAAGGUUUCUUUGCCGUGGCCACAUGCUAGCGUUAAUAUUUGUCGAUUUGUGAAGUCAGGUGGUUUAAAGUUGGUUACGGCAUCGAUAUUACCGAAUAAUUUGUGCAAAUGUUGGAAAAAGACCAGCGCGAAACUCUGGCAUCUUUCAUCAUCGUUUACAGCUUGUUAACAAUCUGCAGCGGCCGAUUUUGUACCAUAACUUGAUCAGAUAUCUCUUUUUGGAACAAUUUCUUUCAUUUAGGAAUUUAAUUUUGACAUAAGAUAAAUCAAGAAUGCUUAAACUAUCCGUUUUGUUGGUGGUUGGCACAUGGAUAAGUACGUUUUCCUAGAGACUUUCUACACCAGAAAUUCACACAUUUUUUGUCUUUCUCAGCGAUUUGGCAUCGUCGUGAAAUGUAACCUGCUUUCCAGCUUUGUACUUUAUAACUUUUAAAGCUAUGACAGUAGCGAAUUGCUUGUGACGCUCUGUAAUAAAAUGUGGAAACCAACGUUUUUUAAUAUUAAGAGGGCUGGGUAAGUAACUUGUUCUGUUUUUUAGCCUUUCUAAAAUCGUUGUUUGCAGAUCAAUAGCCCGUUUUGUUUAUGGAUUGUGUUAAGGAUGCCUUUUUCUAUGGGUUUACCGGUAUAAUAAACCAUAGAUUUUUGACCAAUCAGAUCGCGCGUACUAUCUCAGCUAUUUUAUAAAAAAUAAUAACGAAUUUAUUAUCAUUAUUUUGUGUUAUUUAAUGGUUCCAGUUAUAACGAUGUGUAAUCUUAUAAAGCGUUUGAUACGCGCGACAUUUCUAGGUACUCCUGCAAGCGAUGUUCAUGAACGAUGAAAACAAACACCACGGACAAGCGAUUAAAAUUGCAGGAGAGACUACUAACAAUCAAUAAAAGAAAUAUAAUUCGGUAAAACAUUUACAGAGACAACAAUUUUCAAUCACGAAGACAAGUAUUAAAGAGUCUUUAAAAAUCCUGAUUGUUUAAGCUUAAAGCUUAAGCUUAAGUUUAUUUUGUUUUACUUUCAGCCGGCCUCCCGGUGUUUGUUUUUUUUUUUCAAAGAUGAACUCCUCGAAGCAAGAACUCACCGGUCAAAUUUAGACCAAUCAGAGUACAAAAAUUGAACGUUGAGCGUGACCAACGCGUGACCAUGGUAAGAAAGGUCUUCCCCGCCUUUAUUUUUAAAAAAGUGGCUGAAUUUUCGGGUCCGAGGUCAGUUUGAAAUCAAAAUCUUGACAGUGCGGAGCCAUAGUGACAUAAACACAACAUAUUUCAUAUGAAUCAUUGGAAAAAUAGACUUGAGCCUGCGAUCAUUUGAAACUGGUAAUUUGUCAGCGGAUAACUUCAAAAAAGUACUCGACCUCGAUGGGUCGACACUUGAGCCCACGCUACGGUCAGGUGAUACUGGUCAGCGGAUAUCCUGUUUUGACAGCUGUCAAUUGAUCAUAACGUUGAUGUGCAAUUAGUUUUCUAUUGGGCUCCCAAACUAGCUAGAAAGUGCGAGAGUAAACAUUAGUUGCCCUGUGGUGCGGACGGACGGUCGGGCGUACGGUCACGUGAUUACCAAAUUUUCUCGGAUGGGUAGAUUACCACAUUUUCUUAGCUAUGGGGCUCCGUCCACGCGCGCGCUUCGCGCGCGGGUGGAGCUCCGCUAUUAAUAAGAAAUAUAUAUACAUAAUACUAUAAGCCAAUAAGAUUUAACUAUUCUAAAAACUACUUAAAAGAUACACGAUAUUCAAUAUGCUUCGAAAAUACACCUAUUUAACCCACCUAUUAAACCCACACCUAUUAAACCCGAUUUGAACCAUUACAUUUGCAACUGUUGAAAGUACUUGUAGUAAACAAGUUAAACAUUGAAAGAGACCAUAAACCCUAUAGAAAGAGAUUUAUCACUGCCUUGCUGACAUAAUCUAAUUAAGUGUAAAAGUUGUUAUGCACAGUUCACCAGUAUAUCAUGUGUUGAGGGAGUUUUAAGUUCGUAUUUGAUCCAUGUGGACCCAUUCAUAUCAUCUAUCCUGGCCCCAUUUGGCUUUCCAUUUAAUCUAUUAAGAUAGCAAAGUCUGCGAGGAUAAAUCUUUCCACUGGUACUUCAUUCAGCAAAUUUUGACCAAUCAUGACAUAGUUACAGGCAAAAAAAACAAGCAAAAGUUGGGGGGAAAAUCCCCUGCCAAUUUUGCUAUUUACCUACUGCACUCUUUGCACGUUUAAUUUGUACCUUUCUUGAAAAGAAAGCCAGCCAAACCAUGCGAAAGUAAGGCAAUAAAGUGGGCACAAAACUGGCUAUGAAAGAAAUGCAAAUGGCAGAAGAAGAAAGUGACAAAAAAGAUCGAAAUAGAUUCGCAAAAAAAAAAAUUAACCAAGUCCAAAUUUUGGCUCAUGUGCAUGCGCAAAAAAGGAAAAAGCUGUUAAUAAUUACAUUACAUCCAGUUAGCAGAAAAAUAUGCCCUUAGCGUUGGAAAUCUCUUUUUUAGUCAUUUUCAUGCUAGCUGGCGGAAAAACGGUUCAAAAUUAAGGAAGAUUUGGUCAAAAAUGCGGUUUUCCCUAUUAACUGGCUCACGGCAAACAAAGAAUGGGUUACCUGUAACAAACUCACAAGGACCUUGGGAACUAGAUACUGGAGAGGGAAUAGAAGGUUGACGUGAUGUAAGUGCAAGCUACUUUGGAAAGGUGCAAUUAGUGAAAGAUGUUUCUGGACCUCAGCUUCCUGCUUCCUGUUGUUUGAUUAUCGUAAACGGCCUCCUCCCACUACUAUAUAUUAAAAUCUUCCCGAUCUGGGCAGUCGCUCUGAUGGGAGGUAUGUUUUUGAUAUCAACAAAAGAACCCUUUGGGGACUAAGAAUAGCCCCUCCUUCUGCGAUAAUUAUACAGGCGCACUGGCAGCUGUAGGUUGUGCGUUUGCACUAGCGGAUGGAAUCAUGGGUACAUGAUCAUUUGAUUAUUGAGAUCCCUCAAGAGAGAUGCGCUACAUGUAACCGAGUGUUAGCUCUCCUGAGUGUAGAGCAGUGUGCAUGGCUACUGGAGGUUGUGGAGGUCGAUGUAUAGACAACAACUGGAAAAUGGUAACAAAUGACGGAAAAUGUUGCUAUCAUAUUUGAGCAAGACUAAUGAUAAGGAGGUGUGGGAGAACAAGGGGGUAGGAGCCCAGCAGAAAGGGGUCAGAAAAGAGCAGCAAGUGGGAGUUUUAAGAGGGAGGGAACUAGGGAAACGGGAGAAACGGAGGGAAACUGAAUUAAUUAAUAUGCAAAUAUAAAAGGGUGGAGGCCAGAAGUUCAAGGUACAGGAGGAAGAACUUUUGAAACUCCUGUCUCCCCACUUCCUCAAAAGGAGGACCUGAAUGGGUUUUUGACCGUUUACUUUGUUUGUCGAUCAGUUUUUUUAAAUAUGUAAUGCUUAGAACAGCUAAGGAAUUAAAUAAGAAAAUAUUUUCCAUUUGUUACAGAAACGUUCAGUACUGUUUUUUUUCUGGUUUAGCAGCCAAAUGUACGUUUUAGGGAUAAAGUGCAUUAAACUUUGAUUGUUACAGGACACAGAAUCUGAAGGGGUCAAUUUCUUCAGCAAAGAACAAGGAACGAGAGUCGAACCAAUCCCGUUAGCUUAGCUGGGACUUUCAUGUCGAUACGAUCUGUAAAAAGGUUAGCGCGGGUAUAGGAGCCAUACCGCACAUCAAAAAUUUUCUUUCCUUAGCUACUCUGGAAACAGUUAAUAAAGGCCUAGUUCAGCCAUACUUUGAUUACUGUUCUCCUUUGCGGGACACCUGCGGCAAAUUAUUGAAAGAUAAGCUGCAACGAUUUCAGUCACGUGCUGCCAGAGUUCUCACAGGUGCCAGUUAUGUUAUUUGCUCCACAGACUUAAUUGACUCUCUUUCUUGGCAAACACUUGAUGAUCGACGGCGCUGUGCAAAGUCAUUUUUAAUGUAUAAAAUAUUAAAUGACCAUACCGUCCCCGGCCUAAGAAACUCUUUUGUGAGAAGGAAUGUCGAUCAGACUGAUAAACAUCUACGUAACACGGCUACUGAUCGAACACUUCCUAAACCGAAAAGAGAGUUUCUAAAAGAAGUUUUAAAUUUAGCGGUGCUAUGCUUUGAAACCCGCUCCCGAAUGAAGCAAAGCUCGCUGAGUCAAUCUCUUCAUAUAGCUGGGUCUUGACAUGGUUAACUCAGUUUUUGUAUGUCUUAUAUGAAAUUAGCAAUAGUAGUAGUAGUAGUAGUAGUUGUAAUAGUAGCAUAAGAAAUUUUAGUAUUAGUUUAGGAAUUUAUUUAAGGUAUUGUGUUAACACGCCCUCCAUGGAAACCAGCCAAAUGUUGUUGGGGCUAGCUUGUUUCUCUUGUAAUAUGAAUUUUUAAGAAAAGUAUUACCUUAUCUUACCUUUUUACCUACCUACCUCGGUCUUUCUUUGCUCUGAAACCAAACGGAAACUCUUGAUACGUGGGCUAAGUAAUAGUUAACUGCCGGAAUUAUAACCGGUUUUUAUCUAGGAGUUAUAUAGUUAACCACCACCAGAGGACAGAGAACCCGUUUUCCAGUCCUUGAAAUUAGGAGGGGUUGUGAAGCUUCAAAAGCUACCUGAAAGUUGCCGAGCACAAGCUAUAUACAUGCCUACCUCAAUAUGGAAGGCAACUUGGUCAUCCGUUACUUCUACCGAAAAUUAUAGUCUUAAUAAAAAUGUUAUUUUAAACAGGAGUUUCUGAUUUGUCUGGGCUGGUCCUUGAUAUUCUUUAUUCGAAUUUUGUUCAAACUCAACAAAGAAUGGGUCACCUGUGCCUAACCCGCGAAUACCCUGGGUACUAGCCUUGAGAAACCAAGUGUACAUGAGAGGGAAACGACAAGGUUGAAUUGACGAUAGUGCAAGCUACCUUGUAAUCAGAAACGACUGGUGAAAUACUGCAAUGGCUACUCUCGAUGAUAACUGGCAGACAAAACACCCAACCAUCAGCGAGAGAACUAAAUUUAUUUUCAAUAACGAAUUAUUAAGUGAUGUGAAGUUUGUAGUUCCUGCGUUGCACAACGAAAGUGAAAGCCGGAAGUACAUUCCAGCUCACAAGUUUAUACUUGCAAUCAGCAGUCCUGUUUUCUAUGCCAUGUUCUACGGUGAAAUGGCAGAGACUGCAGGCGCUGUUCAACUGCCUGACUGUGAUUAUGAGAGUCUUUUGGAGUUGUUUCGUUUUCUGUACAGCAAUGAAGUGAACUUGAGCGGAAGUAAUGUCAUGCAAGUUCUCUACUUGGCAAAGAAAUACCUUGUACCUUCACUCGCCGAUAAGUGCACUGAAUAUCUUCAGAAACAUCUAGAGGCGUCGAAUGUGUUCUCCGUUCUGCCGCAAGCCCAGAAAUUUGAGGAUAAAGAUUUGGAAGAACGGUGCUGGGAAGUUAUAGAGACGCACACCGAGAAUGCUCUGACGUCGGAAGAAUUUGUCACGCUUGAGAGAUCUGUUGUUGAGUCUGUCGUGAAAAGGGAGAGAUUGAAUGUAAAGGAAGUGGAUUUAUUCAAGGCAGUUGAUCGCUGGGCAACCAAAGAAGUUGAAAAGCAACGGCUUACCCCUGGAGGGAAGGUUAAAAGAAGGAUUCUUGGAGAGGAAAUUGUGAAAGCGAUAAGGUUCCCAGUGAUGUCGCAGAAGGAAUUUGCUUCGAUUGUUGUGGAUUGUGACAUUCUGACUAAAAAGGAGAUUGGUUUCAUGAUGAAACACUACGGUGGUGUCGGUUUAGAGUCGUCUUUACCAUUCAUGCUUUCCCCCAGACAGUAUGGAACUGGGCCUUUGCAUCGAGUUUAUAGAUCUGCAAUGCACAGCGCAACCUGCUGGCCGUGCAAGGGUUUCCUGAAAGAUGCCCUCGGCGUUAGUGUCAGUAAACCUGUCAAGUUACAAGGAGUACAGCAUUUUGGUAGUAGAGGUGGCGAAUACACAGUUUCCUUAGAAGUACAGGAUACAAUAAAUAGUUUUUCUCUGGUAAAACAAACAGGCACGUAUUUCUCCGAGAGAGAUGAGACACACUUUUACAAUGGAUUUGAUGUCAUGUUUGAUCACCCAGUUUGUCUUGAGAUGGGUAAAGCGUUAUCUUUGUUUUUGAUUAAUGGGAAAGAAUCUGUCGAGGCUCUUGGAAUCCAGUUUUCAUUUAGCAAUUCAGCUGCUUCUAGUAAUGGAACUAGAGUAAAAAGUGGCCAGUUUCCUGCGCUUAUUUUCAGCACAAUGUAG